AGUCGAUAGCAGAUCGGAUCGAUGUGCUUCACAGCGCGUGCAGAUGCAGCGUCAUUCUGCUCCGAUGUUUGAAUGAAAGUCGGUGGAAACGGGUCCGUGCGCGCGGAAGUUUAAACCGGAUUCUCUCUCUCUUACACACACACACAGACGGACACACCAUGCCUGUAUUUACCGUGAAUGUGAAGUGGGGUAAGGAGAAGUUUGAGGAGGUGGAGCUGAACACUGAGGAACCCCCGAUGGUGUUUAAAGCCCAGCUGUUCGCGCUGACCGGAGUUCAGCCGGAUCGACAGAAGGUCAUGGUCAAGGGAGGAACGCUAAAGGAUGAAGAGUGGGGGAACAUCAAGAUCAAAAGCGGAAUGACGUUCCUGAUGAUGGGAUCAGCAGAUGCUUUGCCUGAGGAGCCGUCCGUCCGGCCGAUGUUUGUGGAGGACAUGACUGAGGAGCAGCUCGCUUCAGCUAUGGAGUUACCGUGUGGACUGACGAAUUUGGGGAACACCUGCUACAUGAACGCUACGGUGCAGUGUCUCCGCUCAGUGCCUGAACUCAGAACUUCUCUCAAGAAGUAUUCUGGUGCGUUGAGAUCCUCUGGAGCGGGCGCACCAUCUCAAUACAUCACAGCAGCUUUGCGUGACCUGUACGAGUCGAUGGAUAAAACUUCUUCCAGUAUUCCUCCCAUCAUCCUGCUGCAAUUCCUGCACAUGGCCUUCCCUCAGUUCGCUGAGAAAGGAGACCAGGGACAGUACCUACAGCAGGAUGCCAAUGAGUGCUGGGUCCAGUUGAUGCGUGUUCUCCAGCAGAAAUUAGAACCUCAAGAACCUGAAACUCCCAUGGAGACAGGUGACGUUGACGGCGGAGCUGCAGCUUCAUCCGCAAAAAAGAACUUCAUUGACCAGUUUUUUGGGUUGGAGUUCGACACUACAAUGAAGUGCACAGAGUCCGAGGACGAGGAACCCACCAAAGGUACAGAGAGCCAACUGCAGCUCAGCUGCUUCAUCAACCAGGAGGUCAAAUAUCUGGCAACCGGCCUUAGAUUGAGACUUCAAGAGGAACUAACGAAAUUUUCUCCACGUCUACAGCGAGACGCUCUCUAUUCGAAAACGUCUAAAAUCAGUCGUCUCCCGGCGUAUCUUACUGUUCAGAUGGUUCGCUUCUUCUACAAAGAGAAGGAGUCUGUUAACGCCAAAGUCCUCAAGGACGUGAAGUUCCCCCUCAUGCUGGACGUGUAUGAGCUGUGCACUGCUGAGCUGCAGGAAAAAAUGGUGUCUGUGAGGUCCAAGUUCAAGGACAUGGAGGACAAAAAGCUGGAGAAACAGCAGCAGAAGAUCAAUAAGACGGUUGAGGCUCCAAAAGAAGUGAAAUACGAAGACUUUUCAUUUCCUGACGAUCUGGGCUCCAAUAAUAGCGGUUACUACGACCUGCAGGCUGUUCUGACACAUCAGGGCCGCUCUAGCUCCUCUGGGCAUUACCUCGCCUGGGUCAAGAGGAAAGAAGAUGAGUGGGUGAAGUUUGAUGACGAUAAGGUGAGCGUGGUCACGCCGGAGGACAUCCUGAAGCUGUCGGGAGGCGGAGACUGGCACAUCGCCUACGUGCUGGUUUAUGGGCCGCGGCGUCUCGAAGUCAUGGAAGAAGAGCAGAAACAAUAACACACACACACAUGUUCUUUACCGCCAUCUCCGAGCACUGUCUGCGUAAGAUGUGCAAUAAACCCUGGUGUCUUUCAAACCCCA
Molecule: messenger RNA, 1727 nt
Organism: Ictalurus furcatus (blue catfish)
Lineage: Eukaryota; Metazoa; Chordata; Actinopteri; Siluriformes; Ictaluridae
Gene: usp14
Product: ubiquitin specific peptidase 14 (tRNA-guanine transglycosylase)
Exons: 16
Coding region: 159-1643 (494 amino acids)
Biological process (GO): proteasome-mediated ubiquitin-dependent protein catabolic process; regulation of proteasomal protein catabolic process; protein deubiquitination
Molecular function (GO): protein binding; cysteine-type deubiquitinase activity; proteasome binding
Source: RefSeq, a predicted model, not a curated record